AUGAUUUUAUAUCAAAUAUUUGUUGGAGUAAUAUUAUCAAUUGUGUUCCGAGGAAAUGGUGCAGUUAAGGAAAAAGCCACAAACUUGGACUUACCCAUCGAAAAACUAUCGACAAUCUCCCAAAUGCUGAGUGGAAUUUCUAUUUCAAAUGGUUUUUAUACGGGACACACUGAUAUCUACGACGUUGCUGCUGAGCUUCUCAAUAUGGAAUCCGGUAGAUCACUUUAUAAAUUCCUCAAAUUAGACAUUGAUUCGAUGGCAAACGGACUUCAAGAAUUCUUUGAUUCUAUCAAAAAUGUUCAAAAUAUCUCUAUCGAUAACCCACAAGAGAUUGAAAAUGCAUUGAGAUUUCUUGUGGAGAUCAAGCAAUAUCGAGAGAUUCUAAAACCUGGUGGAAUUGAAGAAAAAAGUGCUGGAAAAAUACGUGAUGAACUUAAUCGGUUACACGAUGCAGUUUAUAGAUUAGUCGAACAGUCAAAUCCAACAUAUGCUGCUCAGUUGAAAGCACACCUUGUGACCAUGUGACCAAAAAGUUGAUUUGUUGAAAAAGUUAAGGCAUUGUAAUGAAAAAAUUUUCCUUGACUUUUCUUAUUUCAACGAUCAUUGUUCUUUUUACCUCGCAAGCCUUGCAAGACUUUACACCUUCAAAGACCAAAUGAGCCCAUACUUGUUAUAUGGCAACAUGGCUAAGAAUUUCAGUGUUAACUUCAACCGUUUUGACUUACUCAGGAACUAUUCUGCUUCUAUUAUACAAACAAGUACUGUGGCAUUGACGCUGAAUUCUCAAAAAACAAUGCUUGAGUUUGAUGUUAAAUUGAAGUCUUUAUCUCAAAAAGUGUCCGAGUUAGUGAAACUAAAUUCAUUGAUGAGUUAUAACCUCAUCUCAUAUGAAAACCUGUUAGAAGCUCACGAAUUUUUUAAACAAUGGUCGGAAUUGAAAUUCGUCGAAUCAAACCCCACUAGCGGCGCCUUCAAACAUGGUAAAUAUCCGUUCCGCUUCCUUUCCGGAGUGUUAAAGUCAAGAGAAACAUGGACAAAACUUGCAAAUGAUUCUCCAACCAUUCCAUCUUUUUCCAACACAAUUGAACAAAGCAGCAAGCUGAACAAGUACUAUGAGCCCGAAAAAUUAUUUACUUCCUUGCCGAAAUGUGUUGAGAAGCUGAAAGCACUAAAGACACAACCAGAUUUUGAUAAGUUGUCAAUAAUUGACUCAGUCGUUAACACUUUUCACGAGAAUGCACGAGAGUUACACGACAAAAUGAGCAAUGUGCAUGGUGAAUUUUCAAAGGUAUAUACUGAUGAGGAAGCAAAAAAAAUUCAUAAUAUUCUUCCAUACGACUCAUCAUCAGAUUAUGAAAAUACUACGUUAGUGAAUAAAUGGUGGGAUCGAAUAAAUGAUGAAAUUAAAUUUGAACCGUUAAUUGAGAUGCUGGAUAAAUUUAUUGUUAUUACGAAACCAGUGAAAACUUUUGUUCCCUUCUUGGCAACUAUAAAACAAUUCACAGAAGAAGACAUUCCUCAGAUUCUGGGAAGUUUCGAUGGUACAAAUAUUCUCGAUGUCAUUGACUGUAUUCAAAGUUCGUCUGUUGAUGUUUUUAGUGAAGCGAUUAGGUACAACCAACAAGUAACUCUAUUGAAAUCUAAGGAAGCCGAGAUACAAUAUAUCGUUGAUUAUUUCAAGAAUCUCACCAACUUCCAACAGAAUAUCAAGAAUUCUAUAGAUAAAGCUCUAGCAGAAAAACCAAAAAAGACCAGAGAAAUUGAAUCUUUAUUGAAAAUCAAGAAUAUUCAUAGAGUAUCACAAGAAUUCGGUGGAGGAGUACAAGCACUUAAAGCUAUCCAACAGAUACUUCAGAAAGAGGAAUCAGUGUUGGCUCUGGCUAAUGCAAAUCAAGAUAUUGUACGAUUUAUCAAUGAUGAUCCAUUUAAUAAUAAAACUAUGAAACGAUUGAAGGAUAUGAUCACAGAUGUCAAGAAGUUCAAUGACAGAGUUGGAAGUCGGACAUUCAAUAGUCUCUCUGAUCUUUGGAUUGUGUUCCAUGAAGCUAAGAAGAUUGGAUUCCAUCGGGAACUGGAUGUAGAUGCGGUGGCAAAGAAACUUAGUGGAUCCACGACUCCAAAUGGAACCGAGGAGUUUUUGAAUCAUCUGAAGGAAGUUGGAAGUCUAAAUUUGAAUUUCAACAUGCAUUUGACACGUGUUUUGGUGGCUUCGAUGAUGAUGAAGGAGGUUAAUGGAACACUGGAGAAGAUCUUCAAUCCGAAGGUUGAGGUGGUUAAGGUGGAGAAGGUUGGGGUAAUUGGUAUAGGUAUGAGCUCAUCCUAUAAAUGGUAUCGUUUCGUGGUUUCUCAUCCUCAAGAAUUUACACUUGUAUUUUUAUUCGUUGCAUUUCCCGUCGGAAUAUGGCUAUUUGAUCGCAGAGAGAACGUGAAAUUGGAUUGAUUACUAGAAGAACUCUUUCGAAUUGAACUUAUUACAUUCUAUUCAUUUUUUUAAUGAAGACCGGUC
Messenger RNA from Caenorhabditis elegans, 2506 nucleotides. Lineage: Eukaryota; Metazoa; Nematoda; Chromadorea; Rhabditida; Rhabditidae. The record is from the annotation of a RefSeq genome assembly.